AUGGCGACUGUCAACGGUGAUGUACCUGCUUCAAAUGGAACGCAAAAUGAAGUAAAUGGGUCGCGGAAGUUCAAGGCCUCGGAGUUGCCCCUGCCUUCGGCGACUCGCAGCGCAAUUGGAGUUUUGUCCCAUACCUUCAAGAGAGAAGGUGACUACGACACCAUCCGACGGCAGGCAUGGGAGGCUUUCCAAGCCAGCGACUACGAAAAGCAAAUCACCAAGUCUAUUCUCGAAGUCGCCGAGCAGGAAGUCGAGCGGAAUCCUCAGCAGCUCCUCACCUUGGACCGGCGAAAAGGUGCAGCACUGAUUGAUGGUGCUUUGGAGCGAAAAGGCAUCUACAACACAGCCGAGGGUAUUCUUGGACAGUUGAUCGACGUUGGAAAAAUCGAGGAGAGCAUUCGAGGGUCGCGUCGCGCCCAGAUAGGUGACGAGGCUGCCGAGGACGAGCGAGUGCGUGGCGCCAAGACAGAUGACGAGUACCUCGCCGACACGAAUGCGAGAAAGGAAGAGAGGCAGAAAAUUCGAGACGAGCUUCGACGAAAGGAGCAAGAGAUCGAGGAGGAGAAGAGACGAAUCGCAGCGGAAGAACGCAAGAAGAUCGAAAAGGAACGCGAAGAGGCUGAAGUGCAACGCCAAAAAGAACGAGACGAACGUCGACGCAAGCGUGAAAUGGAGCGAGAGCAGAGAGAAAAAGAGCGAGAAAUUGAGCGACAGCGGGACCGAGACCGAGACCGCGACCGCGAUAGACGAGAUGACCGCACACGAGACAGAGAUCGCCAGGGUGAUGGAGACCGGGACCGCGAAAGAAGCAGCCGAUUCAAAGAAAAGGAGGAGGUCUCGAAGGAAUUCAAAGAGAAGCUUUCAAAGGAAGAAAAUGAGCGGCUUGAGGAGGAAGCACUUGCAGAUCUUCUCCGAGAGAGUAGCCGGGCAGCUCGCAAGCAACAUGAGCUUGAAGUUGAUGCCGCCCUGGCACCACCACCAAGGAGGACCGGUCCGGCUUCCGCAAUCAAUCCCAUACGGAGAGACUCGCCUAUGCAUUCCUCUUCUCGUAAAGCCAGCGAUAGUGGCUUGAAGGCCGAGGGAAAGGACCAGAAGCCAUCUGGAGAAGCACACGGGAGCGAAGCCGUUCCAGAGUCCGAGACAGGCGUGAACGGAGCCGUUCAUUGGCUCGACGAUACAGGUCUCGAUCCCGGACAAGAAGAGACGAGAGGCCUGAUGAUCGAAUCGAGCGAGCUUCAUCCCGGAGUAAGGUUGAACGACCAGGUACCAGUGCUUCUCAUACACGACCUGACCGGCGUGAGAAGUCCCACUCGAGAACUAGAGAUGCUCGGGAGACCAAUCGUGACCGCAGUCGAGGACGAGACCGGGAACAACCCAGACGUGUUCGCUCUCGUUCGCGACCCAGAAGAGAGAGAACACGAUCAAGAACGAGACGCGAGCCAAGUCAGCCUGGAGCCCAGGCCGACCAUUAUGAUCCGCGGGACCGUGAGCGUGAGCGACACCGAGACCGUCCAGCUGAUGCGGAUAGGCCACGGGAAAGCCGUGGCCGAGACAGAGACGAGGCCCGAGAACGAGAUCGCGAACAGGACCGCACUCGUGAAAGAGAUCGUGACCAUGACCGAGACCGUGACCGCGAGCGAGAUCGUGAUCGUGAGCGAGACCGUGACCGUGACCGCGGUCGGGACAGAGACCGGGAUAGAGACAGAGACAGAGAUAGGGAUCGAACAUGAACGCGAGCGUGACAAGCGCGAACGCUCCUCAUCACGCCCUACCUCAGCAGUCCCCCGCCUGCGUACAGCUCGCGACAACCAAGACCUGGAGGAAUGGAAACUCGAGGAAGUCAAGAAGCGCGAAAAAGAAGCUAAGGCCUACUUGGCUGCACAGAAGGACGCACGCGAGAAAGGAAUUCCAUUCCCGGGCAUCAUGGGCGACAAGCUCGGCCGCGACGAUCCCUCGGCCGGCGACCGGCUUCGCGUCGACCCUGAUAGAUAUGUCCCUGGUGGACGGUCGGACAGAGAGCGUCGUAGGAGCCGCACACGGAGCCGCAGCCGUAACCGUGAUCGGGACCCCAGAGACCGGGAUCGUGAGCGGGAUCGAGAUCGAGAUCAACGUGAUAGAGACCGCGACAGGGAG
Clonostachys byssicola is the source of this 2133-nucleotide messenger RNA. NCBI's taxonomy places the organism in Eukaryota, Fungi, Ascomycota, Sordariomycetes, Hypocreales, Bionectriaceae. The record is from the annotation of a GenBank genome assembly.